Messenger RNA from Rosa chinensis, 3685 nucleotides. Its product is annotated as pentatricopeptide repeat-containing protein At1g71460, chloroplastic. Bases 90 to 2129 code for a protein of 679 amino acids. NCBI's taxonomy places the organism in Eukaryota, Viridiplantae, Streptophyta, Magnoliopsida, Rosales, Rosaceae. The transcript has a single exon. Gene Ontology annotation, molecular function: RNA binding; protein binding. Gene Ontology annotation, biological process: RNA modification. The record is from RefSeq and is a predicted model, not a curated record.
CACUGUUUGUGAUAAAAUCUUUAAAAUUUGAACCAAAAUUGAACGUCAUCAAAAUCAAAACACAGUGUCACUUCCACUACUGAUAAGCCAUGGAAGGUUUAUCAGUAGCCUCACCAAGUCUCUCUCUGCAAAUCCACUCCUUCCCGCCAAAAACUCGCUUCACCGCCACCGGCGGUGACAACCCUAACAACCACCACGCCUUCAAGCUCCACGCUUUAUCACGACGACGCCGAAAACCUCCGAAAUUCGAAGAAAACGACGCGUUUCCGGACUCGUUACCGCUCCACACGAAGAACCCACACGCCGUUUACAAGGACAUACAAAGAUUCGCGAGGCAGAACAAGCUCAACGAGUCCCUGGCGAUUCUGGACUACUUGGACCAAAACGGCAUCCCCGUCAACGCCACCACAUUCUCCCACCUCAUCACCGCCUGCGUCCGCACGAGGUCGUUGGACACCGGCAAGAAGAUCCACACCUAUAUUCGGAUCAAUGGACUCGAAACCAACGAGUUUCUGCGCCGGAAAUUGGUGAACAUGUACACGAGUUUCGGGUCGGUCGAUGAUGCACACAACUUGUUCGAUGAUAUGUCUAGCAAGAACGUGUACUCGUGGAACGCGUUGCUUAGAGGGACUGUGGUUGCGGGUGGGAAGCGGUACCGUGAUGUUCUCGAGACGUAUUCGGAAAUGAGGGGGUUGGGGGUGGAGAUGAAUGUGUAUAGUUUCUCUAAUGUGAUCAAGAGCUUUGCGGGCGCUUCGGCUCUUUCGCAAGGUUUGAGGACGCAUGGGCUGUUGGUGAAGAAUGGUUUCGUUGAUAGUGUGAUUGUUGGGACGAGUUUGAUUGAUAUGUACUUCAAAUGUGGCAAGAUUAAGCUUGCGCGCCAAGUGUUUGAGGAGAUGGGUGAGAGGGAUGUGGUUUUGUGGGGAGCUAUGAUUGCAGGUUUUGCGCAUAAUAGGUUGUACAAGGAAGCUUUGGAGCAUUUGAGGAUGAUGGUGGAUGAAGGGAUAAGGCCGAAUUCGGUUAUAUUGACUAGUAUUCUUCCUGUGAUUGGGGAAGUUUCGGCACGAAAGCUUGGGCAGGAAGCGCAUGCUUAUGUGCUGAAGACAAAGAGUUAUUUGAAGCAGGCAUUUGUUCAGUCUGCUUUGAUAGAUAUGUAUUGCAAAUGCGGUGACAUGGAGAUGGGAAGACGGGUGUUUUAUAGUUCAGUGGAGAGGAAUGCAAUUUGUUGGACUGCUUUGAUGUCGGGUUACGCUGCAAAUGGGAGGCUUGAGCAGGCAUUGAGGUCAGUCAUUUGGAUGCAGCAGGAAGGGUUUAAGCCGGAUGUUGUGACGGUUGCCACUGCCCUUCCAGUUUGUGCAGAGUUGAAGGAUUUGAAACGAGGGAAGGAGAUUCAUGCUUAUGCUGUGAAGAAUUGCUUCUUGCCCAAUGUAUCUAUUAUUUCUUCUUUAAUGGUCAUGUACUCUAAGUGUGGCGUCUUGGAGUAUUCUAUAAGAUUAUUUGAUGGUAUGGAGCAGAGAAAUGUUAUUACGUGGACAGCCAUGAUAGAUUCCCAUGUCGAAAAUGGGUACCUAGAUGAGGCACUUGGUGUCAUAAGGUCAAUGCUUUUGUCAAAGCACAGGCCAGAUUCGGUUGCAAUGUCAAGGAUGUUGGCUAUUUGCGGGGGACUAAAGAAUUUGAAGCUUGGGAAGGAAAUCCAUGCACAAGUUUUGAAAAAGAAUUUUGAGUCUGUCCAUUUUGUUUCUGCUGAACUAGUGAAAAUGUAUGGGCACUGUGGAGCAAUUGAUCAUGCGAAGUCAUUUUUCGAUACAAUUCCAGUCAAGGGUUCAAUGACAUGGACUGCAAUUAUAGAAGCUUAUGGAUAUGCUGGCAUGUAUCAAGAAGCUAUUAGUCUUUUUGAUCAGAUGAGAUCUAAUGACUUCACUCCGAACAAUUUCACUUUCCAAGUGGUUCUAUCUAUUUGUGACCGAGCUGAAUUUGUUGAUGAUGCUUGCCGUAUCUUCCAUUUGAUGUCUCGUACAUAUAAAACCAGGGUAUCUCAAGAACAGUACUCUCUACUCAUUGCACUUCUUACUCGAUCUGGCCGCAUUGAGGAAGCUCAGAGAUUUAUACAAAUGAGCUCAUCUUUAGUAUAACAGUAGAUAAUUGAACCUUCCCUUUUUAGGUACAAAUUUAUUAAGCUCAUGAAAAUUCUUUGUGAUUCUUAGUCUUCUGCUAUUUCGCACAUAGCAUAGCAUUUUGUUUUAUCAUGUAUUCUCAAGUAUCAUAGCAUUUUUGUUUUAUCAGGAGAUAAAUUCAUUGUAGGUGAGAAAAGUAGUAAUUGUUGUUUUUUAGACAAAUAUGUUGGAUCAAGUGCCUCAUUUUAUGUUGGUCAGUGCAGUAGUGGUUUGAAUAUAAGGCUGUGCUACAGGGAUAAAGGUAUUGCAGCUUUUGCUUAGACAGAGUUCUUAGUUCAUAAUCUUGGGGAUCCCAGUAGAUUAGUGAUUUUGGAUAUCCUGCUUGAAUUGAGAAUCAACAGCGAGUUUGAAAUUAUUUGUGUUUCCAGUACCAAUGAGAUUAAUGUAGUCGUGGCACUGCUUCUGCUAUUUUUGCUUAUAAUUAUAAUAAAACGAACGAGCAAGGCAUAAAUCUUAUGUUCAAGAACAAGCAAAUAGCAAAUAUGAAAGAGGACUACGGCUUCAGUUGAAACUGCAUGUUCUCUGUUAGUGAUGUCCAUCCCAUAUUGUUACUUGUUAAUUAUUUAGUCAGUUUCUCGGGCAUGGCUAUAAACGAACAGGUACUGUAUAUCGUGGUGUACAAUAAGUUUCUGCAUCAAAUCCUGAGGGAUUGGAAGAUAUCUGACUUCCCAAGUGAUUUUUUGUUUGGAGCCAUUACUGCUGCUGCACAGGUGAAAUUGAAGGAUGAGCAAAAGAAGCAGGAAGAGAGAUCAACCAAGUGUUUGGGACAACUUCGAUUGACACUUCCAGAAAGAAUUGAGGACCACUCUAACAUGUCUAGAGGCAUUGAUUCCUAAAGCUUGCACAAAGUAAAAUGUGAGAUUUUAAGGACCUUGGAGUUCAUUCUUACAGAUUUUCCAUCUCAUGGACUAUGAAUCUUCCUAACGGGUCCCUAAGAGAUGGGGUGAGCUAAAGGUAUUGAUGACUAUGACAGUUUGAUUGAUGAGUUCAUCGAGAAUUCCAUCGCACCCUAGAUGACCUUAUUGCCCAUGCACCACAAUCUUUGAAUGGAGGCUUUCUGAAAUCUGAAUCACUCUUUCAUGGAUGAUGUCAAGGAUUGCAGUGAAAUUUGUUUCAAAGUCUGGAGCAUAGAGAGAACUAGAUUACAAUAGCCGAACAUAUUGCCAACUGAAGGGGGCUGUGGGUUUAUACCUUAUGAUUCAGGCUUUGCUCACUGCCUACGAAAGACAAUACCUCAAGCACAUUCUGAUAUAGUACUAAGUGGUUCCCUAAAUUCCUAAAGGGUCAGAAAUUCUCACUGAAAUUGAUGUAUCCAACUUUAUGUUGAGUGGAAGGAGCCAAAAAGAAGACUGGUGUUGGUUGUACUUCUAAUGAGCGUUUCAAAUUAUCAAGGACAGCACUAAGUAGAGCUUUAUCAGUUAUCUGGACGGUGCAGAUAGCUUUUAUUUCUUGCUCUCUGUUCUAGCUAACCUUGUAACAUAAAAGUAUGACAGUAUAAUACUAAGUUGUGUCUA